Molecule: messenger RNA, 1387 nt
Organism: Symbiodinium pilosum
Lineage: Eukaryota; Dinophyceae; Suessiales; Symbiodiniaceae
Source: the annotation of a GenBank genome assembly
GUACAAGCACUCCAUCCUAUGGCGUGGAGAGGACCCGACAAAGACCCGCUUCAAACCGGCCUAUGACGGGACGAAGAGAGUCGAGAGGUACCGGCCUGGGCAAGUUCCUGUUUGGGUUGAAGAAGGCAAGAAGGCACCACGCAAAGCGCGUGAACCUGAAAAGCCUGAGGAGGAUCUACGGAAGGCCAAGAGGCGGCGGCAAGCAGCCGCUGUGGUUUUGGAGGCCUCGGAUAGUGCCAGCAGUCGCUUGGCGCGUUUGCAGCGGUCUGAAACUGCUGCAGAGGAAGAGCCAGGAACUGCGAGGCUGCGGCACCGAACAGAGGCGGUUGUCCUGGAGGAGGAGGAGAAGGCUGAGAGCAAGGAGAAGUCGGAACUCCUGAAAGAAGAGUUAGACAUUGACCUCAAGCCUGGGGUUGCUGAGUUGAACUACGACGAGAUCGCCGGGUCAGGAGACGAAGACGUCGAGAUCCAAGCGAUUCGUCGCGAAAAGGCUCGAGAACUUGCAUUGUCAAAGAGAAAGAUUGAGGAGGAUGUCCUGAAGGCCGAAUUGGAAGAAGAGCAGGAGGAGAUUGAUGAGGAGGAGAGUGAGUAUGAGUCAGAAUCUGAGGAAAACGACCAAAGGCGUGGCCCAUUGAUGAAGCCAGUCUUUGUGUCAAAGGCCAACCGAGAAACUGUUCGAGAAAAGGAGCAAAUUGAAAGGGAAGAGGAAGAAGCUCGUAGAAAGAAAGAGAUCCGACAGCUUGAGCGCAAGGCUGAGUCAAAGGUGCUGCUCAUCGACAGGAUCCAGGAAGAAGCUGAGGCAGAAAGGCUAGCGGAGGAGAUGGAUGACAGAAGUGACAUCGAAUUGUUAGAUGACGAUGAUGAGAAGAACGAGGCUGAAGAGUACGAACUUUGGAAGAUUCGCGAGCUGAAGCGGAUCAAGAGAGACAAGGAGGAGAAGCUCCAGAGGCAGAAGGAAAUUGAGUUCGUCCUCAGGCGGCGCGAAAUGACCGACGAGGAGCGUGCCAGAGAUGAUGCUAAGUUGGAUGCAGCCAAUCCGAAGCGAGCAGAUGUCAAGCAGUUCAACUUCUUGCAGAAGUACUACCACCGUGGUGGCUUCUUCCAGGACAAAGCAGUUUCAGGUGAGGAAGCGCUGUACCUGCGUGACUACCACGAGCCCCUCGAGGAAGAGAAGUACGACAAGCAACUACUGCCAAAGGCCAUGCAACUGAGACGUGGCGAAUUUGGCAAGAAGGGUCAGGUGAAGCACAGCCACUUGACGGAUGUCGAUACAACGGACAUGUCAGCUGCCUGGGCACAGAGCUCAAAGAUCGUGCAGCGGUACCAGGAGAAGAUGGCAGCUGCUAAGGGUGUCGCAAACUUCGAGCGACCAUCCUUGAAAAAGUAA